Messenger RNA from Paramecium octaurelia, 943 nucleotides. The record is from the annotation of a GenBank genome assembly. NCBI's taxonomy places the organism in Eukaryota, Ciliophora, Oligohymenophorea, Peniculida, Parameciidae.
UAAUUCAAUGAUUUAAAAGUCCAAAGAUUAAAUAUGUUAAUUCUUCUCUAGUAAGAACUAAGCUAAUAAGAACUAAAAUUCUAAUGAUGAGACAUUAAAAAAAAAGAUCGAGGAAAGAGCUUUUAUUUUUAAAAAAAAUAAAAACGAUAAGGACUUUUAAGUUCUAUAAGAAGUCUAUACUGAAGCCUAUAAGAGUAAAUAAAUAGAUGAUUGCUAUAAAAGAUUCAUCAAAAGUAUAGGAUCCAAUAGUUAGUUAUUUAAUUAUUAUUCUAUCAAAUAAUUAUAAGAAAAACAUAAAUUGCUAAAGUUAUGUAGUAAAUACAGGGAAGUCAGAGGUGAUGGCAAUUGCUUUUAUACCGCCUUAGGCUAUAGAUUUUUAUAGAUAUUGUUGUGUGAAUACAAUCUAGAGGAAUUUAUUUUUUUUUUGGAUAAAAUAGAGGAAAUUGACCUACCAUUUAAAGUAUAUUGCAAGCAGAUAACGAUACCAGAAGAAAUCCAGAAAAAUUUACUAAAUGAAUUUUUAUCACGAUUAUGUGAGAUUAGAUUAAUUGAAGACAAGAACGAAAGACUUGAUAAUUUGAUGGAAUAAUAUUCAGCCUAUGAAACUAAGGACAAUAUUGAUGGUUACUUUUUCGCUUUAACAACAAUCUUCUUUCGAAAUAUUUCAUAUUAUGUAGCAACAAAAAGUGAGAUGGCGGAAAGUAUCACUGAUAUUAACAAUCUAUUAAUUUGGGGAGAGGAAUGCAACAAUAAUGAGAUAGUCAUCAAAGAACUUUCAGAGUUCUUGAGAGUGUAAUGAGUUAUGUUUAAAUAUUAUAGAAUGAUCGUUUUGGUGUUCGUAAAUAAUGGUACUAUUUCAAGCAUCGAAUAUUCUGGGGAGCUACACUACCAUCAAAUAUUACUUCUUUUCCAGCCUGGACAUUAUAAUAUUGGAUUUGAAUGA